Lingula anatina is the source of this 1660-nucleotide messenger RNA. Its product is annotated as BUB3-interacting and GLEBS motif-containing protein ZNF207. The record is from RefSeq and is a predicted model, not a curated record. Gene Ontology annotation, cellular component: kinetochore; spindle matrix; nucleus. Gene Ontology annotation, biological process: mitotic spindle assembly checkpoint signaling; mitotic spindle assembly; attachment of spindle microtubules to kinetochore. Gene Ontology annotation, molecular function: microtubule binding; DNA binding. Lineage: Eukaryota; Metazoa; Brachiopoda; Lingulata; Lingulida; Lingulidae.
GACAUAUUGUGUGCAUUUCUGUAAUCUGCAUGUCUGAUGACACAAUGACACAAAUUGGAAUGGUUUCGGUUCUAAAGAAGUCCUUGUCUAAGUGGUGUAGAUAGUCUCUCUCACAUUGAUAACACUGAUUUAAAUGGGUUCAUUUUGUUGGUUGAUAAUAUUUAGUUACCUGAAAUCUUCUAAAUUUUAAAAUUCGGGUAUCUGCACAAUACUCCCCAUUAUAUAUGUUUACAUGCAAUUAAUUUUGACUAUGAUGCUAAAUACUUAAGGUGUUAAGUAGCUGACUGAACUGACACUAUUACUGUCUCUCCUUGACAGGGGUAAGUGAUUGAAAUGGACUAAUCAAAGACAUCCUGUAAUAUUGGGUUAUAUGUAAUAAUGCAAAACUUUCAACUUCACUCAUCUGCGCAACUGCAUUAAAUGAAUAAAAGAAUGUCAGAUUCCAUUUCUUGAUAGCAGUCAGAGAGCUGAUUAUGAUCAUGCAUUAAAUGGCUACAUAUGACAAAAUUUCAGUCACAGCCUAGACCGUCAGCACCUGUUGGCCCCGAUUUCAAGCCUAAGAUGUCAAACAUGCCGACCUCCUCUCAGCAGUCUGGACCUGUGAAGCCCACGUUUCCAGCUUACUCCAGCUCUGCCACCCUGUCAGCACCCCCCACGGCACCCAGUGCCACAAUCAGUGCAGCACCCACUGUCAAGAAACCAGAGUCGAGUUCAGGCAUGACAACAAAGUUGGUCCACCCUGAGGAGGAUAUAUCUCUGGAAGAAAAACGAGCUAGCUUACCAAGGUAUCAGAAUCGUCAAAUGGCGCCUCAAACUACAAUAUCAGCACCACCCAUGAUGAACAUGCCACGGAUGCCACAAGGUGGUCAGAUGCAGCCUCCUAUGUCCCAGAUGAACAACGGUGGGUCUAGACCUCCAGGUCCCCCAGGGCCUAUGGGGUAUGGCAUGAUGCGUCCCCCAAUGAUGGGAGCACAAGGGAGAUAUUGACAGCAUGGAGCUAAGUGGGAUACUGGGGAACUUUGAGUUACCUGUACUAGCAUGUUCUACAUCCACUGCUUUAGUGUUAUUUCUUGUCUCCAAUAUGCUAUUAUCAUUAUGAUUUUAAAAGUUUGUAACUGUGCUGUGUUUUUUGUACACACAUGCCUGCUGCAACCUGAGCUACGGCGGUAAGUAGCUGGCUGGACUGACACUACUGUCUCUGCCUGACAGGGGUAAGUGAUUGAAAUGGACUAAGAAAAGACAUUGUGUAAUAUUGGAUUAUAUGUGAUAACCGAAACCUUUCAUCUUCACUCAUCUGUGCAGCAGUAACGUCAGCAAAAGGUUUGUUAAAAGUUGGUUGAUCUUGUAUACUUUGAAUGUAGAGAAAGAAUAUUAUGUCAAAAAAUACUUCACUAAAAGACAUGCAUCUGGAGUCACUUAAUGUGACUGUAUCAAAUAAGUGAUUAAAGUUGUAUUACUUUCCUUUGUAACACCAAAAUGAAAUCUUGUAUAUAUUGUAAUUAUGAGAAAGUUAUCUGAAAUUAUAUGAAAUCUGUGCGCAGUUGUUCAAACAUUGUCAUUUUUGAGCUUAUUUUCCAAAGCAAAACUUAAUAAAGGGAAUGUAAUCUGGUUACUAUAUUUUAACAUAAGUUAUAUCUUAAUAAAAUUUGUAGAAAGAGGG